AUGCGCUGCCUGGCACUGUGGAUCGCGUUUGCCUGCCUGUGCCUGAGCACCGGUGUGGUGGGCGAUCAACUGUACGGAGGGGGGUCAAGCAGCGUGGUGAGCCUCUUCACAACAUGGGCGGCCAAUUAUCCCUACAACACUGAUAGCGUGAGCAUCGGGUACUCGGAGGCUGACACCGCGACGGCCCAGGCGAGCUACGAGCUGGGCCUCAUAGACUUCGUCAGCCUCGACAGCCCCGUGAACUCGAGCACCCUCGCCGGCCUCCGGUCCAUGCAGCUGCCCAUCGCCGGCGGUGCCAUCGUGGUGAGCUACAACCUGGCCGGCUACCUCACCCCCGGCGUCGACGCCCUCUACCUGGACCUGCCCACCCUUGCCGCCAUCUGGAUGGGCUCCAUAACCAGUUGGAAUGACUCGCGUAUUGCGAGCCUCAACACGCCGGCCGUGGCUGCCCUGCUGCCGUCACUCAACAUUGAGCUCGCGUUACGCAGCACGUCCUCGCUCGGCCUCAACGCAGUUUUCGCCCGCGCCCUCUCCGCGGUCGACCCCUCCUUCUCCGCUGCGCUUGCCGCCGCCGGUGGCCACCUCGAAGGCCUGGCCAACAAUGCCGUCGUCUUCCCCAACACCACCUCCGCCCUCACCAGCGUCAAGGCGACUGUGGGAAGCAUGACCAUCAGCAGUUGGGCGGCGGCCAAGAGCGCGGGCACGACCUUCGCAUCGAUGGUGAACCGCGCUGGAAAGAAGGUGGCGCCGUCGACGGCCUCGGUGCAGGCUGCCAUGUACGACUACCGAGCUAUCUUUGACAGCGGCGCGCAGGCGGCCGACAUCUUCAACGGCAACGGGACGGCGUCGUGGCCCCUGGCCUACCUGCAGUACGUGGUGCUGAACAAGAACGUGAGCACCCUGGCCUGCUCGCCGAUGCAGAACCUUCUGCUCUUCCUGAGCUGGACGCAGAUGAACGACUACGCCAUCAGCCUCUCCAACGCGCAGUUCUUCCCGGCCCUGGUGACCAACCUCCAGAAGCUCUUCGUCGAUUCUCUGGAGACCGUCGGCUGCUCCAACGGCGCGCAAGCGCUCCAGACCGCAGUGCUGCUCGGCGUGGGCAGCCCACAGCCGCUCUUCUCCGCCUGGGCGUAUGAGCUCGUACCCUUCUUCCACCUUCCUCGUCAAGUACUACCAGCAAACGACAACGCCGCAGUUACGGAGAUGACGGCCCAGGACGUGGACUUUGGCGUCACCGCUGUCGGCCUCACUGACGCCGAAUCUGCGGCGAUGCCCGACGUGGUGCUGUUCCCGGCGGUGGCCUCGCCAGUCGUUCCGGCCUACAACCUGCCGGAGCUCCUCGGCAAGCCGCCGCUGGUGCUCAACUUUCAGAUCCUGAGCGACAUCUACCUGGCGCACAUCAGCCACUGGAACGACUCGGCCAUCGCCGCCCUCAACCCCGGCGUGACCUUGCCCAACCAGCCCAUCUACGUCAUCGUGCAGAACAUGUCGUCGGUCAGCAAUUUCCUGGCCACCUCGGCCCUGGCCGGCACAGUGCCCGAGUUCAACACCACGGUCAACUUCCCGGUCGCGAACACCAGCCGUUGCAUUGUCACGCCAUCGACCAACGUGCCUGACUUGCUCGCCGCCAAUCGCUAUUCGUUCGCCUUCUGGUCCUACUACCCCGUUCUCCAGAAGCGCGUGCUUCAGUCCGCGUCGCUGGUUAACCUGGCCGGAACAGGCGUGGUAUCGCCAGGUAAAAGCAACGAGAGCUGGCCCAUCGCCACGGUGAUAUCGGUCAUGGUCCUUCGUACGCAAAUGAAGAACUGUGAUAAGGCCGCAGCAUUGGCCGAUUGGAUACUGUGGACACAGACCAGCACGCUCGCCUCGCAGGUGGCCGGCCAUUUCGGCCAAACGACGGCCAGCAUGGCUUCGGUCAUGAAGAAGAUUGUGUUAACAGAGCUGACAACGUUGACGUGCGACGGCAUUCACGUGAGCAGCGUCCACGGCUGCGUUAAAGACGGUGUACUCUGCAACGACGUCGGCACAUGCGUCAACCAGGCGUGCGUAUGUAACUCAGGCUGGACGGGCGAAUUCUGCCAGGAAGUCGUGAGUUCCAGUUCUGGCAGCAGUGACCUGGCGCUCCCCAUCGCCCUCGCUGUGAUCAUUCCGAUAGUGGUGCUCCUGGUGCUGCUCUUGGCGAUCUUCUUUUGCUGCCUGCUCUUCUUCGUGCGCAAGUCGCGCGUGCAUGAUGACUGGUCCAUCAACUUCGAGGAGCUCGAGCUGCAGGACCUUCUGGGUGCUGGCGGAUAUGGCGAGGUGUACAGAGCAGUGUGGAAAGGAACUGAGGUCGCCGUCAAGGUGAUGUCCUCCAAGGACGUGACUAAGGACAUGGAGAGAAACUUCAGGGAGGAGGUGAGCCUGAUGACCUUGUCCCAACUGGUGCGCGUGAUGACGGCGUUGCGGCACCCCAACGUGGUGCUCUUCAUGGCCGCCUGCACCAAGCCACCCAAGAUGUGCAUCGUCAUGGAGUACAUGGCGCUCGGCUCCCUAUAUGACUUGCUGCAUAAUGAACUGGUGCCGGAACUGCCAUUUGCGCUGAUCUGCAAGAUCGCCUACCAGGCGGCCAAGGGCAUGCACUUCCUGCACUCGUCGGGCAUCGUGCAUCGCGACCUCAAGUCUCUUAACCUGCUGCUCGACAACAAAUGGAACGUCAAGGUGGGAGACUUUGGGCUGACCAAGUUCAAGGGUCAGUUGGGCAAGAGCGUGGUCAAGGACGUGCAGGGCACUGUCCAGUGGCUGGCACCAGAAGUACUGCAGGAGGCUCCCGAGAUCGAUUACAUUCUGGCCGACGUCUACAGCUUCGGUAUCAUCCUCUGGGAGACUCUCACCCGCGAGCAGCCCUACUACGGAAUGACGCCUGCGGGUGUGGCGGUGGCGGUAAUCCGUGACAACAUACGACCGCCCAUUCCGGCCGGCGCACCGCCAGAGUACGCACAGCUGGUGGCCGACUGCUGGCAUGUCGAUCCGACCAUCCGGCCUACGUUCCUCGAGGUCAUGAAUCGGCUCGUGACCAUGUCCGGCUCGUCCCUCACCCAGUCCAGUCACUCCUCCACCGCCUCCUCAUCAUCCAUCGCGUCUGGCCCCAAGGACCACUUGGCGUCGUGGAUCGUUCGUGCGGGCAAGUCUUCCGAUACGUCGUCCGACUACGGUUCGGCCUCGAGCAAAUCGGACCCCAAGGCGCCCAUGGGCGGGCGACUGGACGGUACGGCGGAGCACGCGCCGCGCGGCGAGGUGGCCAUCGUGUUCUCCGACAUCACCUGCUCGGCCACGCUGUGGGAGUUCGACCCGAGCGCCAUGCGCGACGCUACGAUCCUGCACAACGAAAUCGCACGCGACGCGCUCAAGCGGCACAACGGGUACGAGGUCGUGGCCUUUAGCAAGGACAGCUACCGCAACUCGGGCGAGGGGUCCUUCUGCCUCGCCUUCCAGCACAUCGAAGACGCCCUGGAGUGGUGCAUGGAUGUACAGGCGGCUCUUCUUCACGCCAGUUGGCCUGAAUCUCUCCUCAAACAUCCCGGUGCGGCUGAAGAAGGCGACGAACGAACGCUAUUCAACGGCCCGCGGGUCCGAAUGGGCGUGGCGGUGGGAAAUGCGAAGACGGUGAGGGAUCCGAUGACCCGACGCCUGGAAUAUCUGGGGCCGGUGGUCAACCACGCAGCGUUCCUGACGUCGCGGAGCCACGGCGGACAGGUCCUCCUCUCCGCGGCCGCCCACGAAAAGGCCCGAGAAACGCCGCUGGGCAAGGAGAGAAAGCGCAUCAUCGCGCUGGGGACGAUUGAGACGCCCGACUCUGGAGCUACAGGAGGAGAGCGGGUGUACGAGCUGAAGAUUCGAGGGCUGGAGGGCCGGUUCUUUGGCGGGGUCAUGAUGGGCGAUGCGUCGUCGACGACUGGCACCGGGACCAGCCAUUCGGGAAGCGGCCGGGCAGACCGCGACGACGAUUGGGUGGAACCAACGAAGACGGGCGACGACGAGUAUCAGAUGACGCAUCGACCGGACGUUGCCUACCACGAAGACAACUUCCUCACGUCGGCCAACCUCUGCCGGUGGAUCAUCAACUUCGAGGACAUCCAGAUGGGCCGGCAGGUGGGCCUGGGCUCCUACGGCGUCGUGUACCGCGGUCGGUGGAAGGGCGUCGAGGUGGCGGUGAAGCGGUUCAUCAAGCAGAAGCUCGACGAGCGAUGCAUGCUCGAGUUCAGGGCCGAGAUGGCCUUCCUCUCGCAGCUGCACCACCCCAACAUCCCGGCCAUCAUACACCGCGACCUCAAGCCGUCCAAUCUGCUGGUGGACGAGAACUGGAACGUGAAGGUGGCCGACUUCGGGUUCGCGCGCAUCAAGGAGGAGAACGCGACCAUGACCCGCUGCGGCACGCCCUGCUGGACCGCGCCAGAGGUACUGCGCGGUGAGAAGUACUCUGAGUCGGCUGACGUGUACAGCUUUGGUAUCAUCAUGUGGGAGGUCUUGACGCGUAAGCAGCCCUAUGCCGGCCUCAACUUUAUGUCAGUGUCACUUGACGUGCUGGAAGGCCGCCGGCCGAAAGCGCCAACUGAUUGUCCCAGCGGUAUGUAG
Messenger RNA from Acanthamoeba castellanii str. Neff, 4611 nucleotides. RefSeq names its product serine/threonine kinase. Gene Ontology annotation, biological process: cyclic nucleotide biosynthetic process; protein phosphorylation; intracellular signal transduction. The transcript has 20 exons. Gene Ontology annotation, molecular function: protein kinase activity; ATP binding. NCBI's taxonomy places the organism in Eukaryota, Discosea, Longamoebia, Acanthamoebidae. The record is from RefSeq and is a predicted model, not a curated record. Bases 1 to 4611 code for a protein of 1536 amino acids.